AUUCACUGCGACGGAUUCUUUGCCGCUGUUUAUAGUUCCUCCUCCUCACACAACAACAAAUACAGCCUUCACCUACCACCUUAUAUACCCAUUCCUCCUCUUCACUUUCUCCAUCUCUCUCACCAUUUCUCCACUCCACAACCAAACAAACCCUUAACCCGUUUCGUUUCGUUUCGUUCGUUGCUAGAAUCUUCAUUCCAUGGCUUCUAUAACAAGAAGACAUUGUUUCUUGGAAGACGAUGAAGAACCUGGCUAUUCCGGCCACAACCACUCGCAACCGCAAUACCAAAACGGUUUUGUCUCAAGAACUUUGGGCUACGCCACUUUCUACAACAGAGGUCACAGGAACGUGAACGCAUCGAUGGUUUCUGAUUCUAGAUCUGGAAGGUUUUACGAUGCCAGAUUCGAAGGUCAUCAACCGCACUUUCUCGAAGCUUGUCAUCUCUGCAAUAAGCCUCUUGGAAACAAAGACAUCUACAUGUACAGAGGGGACACGCCAUUUUGCAGCGAAGAGUGCAGGCUAGAGCAAAUAGAGAUGGAUGAAGCGAAGGAGAAGAAUAGGAACCUAUCUUCUUCGAUGAAGGCUAUGAGGAAAAAGGAACAGAGUAAAUCUGGUUCUCCAAACAAGGCUCAGGAUUACUCUUAUCGUACAGGGACUGUUGUUGCUGCUUAGUUGUUGAAUGCAAGAACGCUUGUUUAAGUGAAGAGUGGAAUUAAUUGUCUGUCUUCUACGGUGUUCUGGAAAAAAAAGUAAAGAAAAAGAAAAAAAAAAGGGUUCUAAAAAAAGCAAAGAAAAAAGAGUGUAGAAACGAAAGUAGAAGUGAAGUUUCAAAAACUUUAACUCCUUUCUAAGGAGAAGGGUCAGUUUGAGGAAAGAUCCCCGUAAAAGUGUCUCUUUUGUUCAGGAAGCUGUAUAUGGUAAUACGGGUGCGUAUUCAUAAGCAUUCUCUGCUCGGGGGAUCAUUUUCUGCCGAAUGACUCAUUUUUUCUGUUUUUUUUUUCCCACUAGAAAAAAUUAAUGAAAAAUGUAUAUACCAAGUUUUGGUC
Molecule: messenger RNA, 1047 nt
Organism: Lotus japonicus
Lineage: Eukaryota; Viridiplantae; Streptophyta; Magnoliopsida; Fabales; Fabaceae
Product: FCS-Like Zinc finger 1
Exons: 2
Coding region: 200-673 (157 amino acids)
Biological process (GO): regulation of DNA-templated transcription
Molecular function (GO): zinc ion binding
Source: RefSeq, a predicted model, not a curated record